AUGGCCGUAUCUACAGGUCGUCCAAGAGUCUAUUUUGAUGUUUCGAUCAAUAAACGGCCAGAGGGCCGCAUUGCCUUCGAGCUGUUUAACGAUGUUGUCCCAAAAACCGCCGAGAAUUUCCGUGCUCUGUGUACCGGAGAGAAGGGAAUGGGGAAGCAAGGCAAACCCCUAAGCUUUAAAGGGUCUAUUUUCCACCGUGUCAUUAAACAGUUUAUGAUCCAGGGCGGUGACUUUACCGAAUUUAAUGGCACUGGCGGGGAAUCCAUCUAUGGUGAGAAGUUCGACGACGAGAAUUUCGAACACAAGCAUGAUCGCCCCUUUCUACUAUCUAUGGCCAAUUCUGGUCCCGGUACGAAUGGUAGCCAAUUUUUCGUGACCACUGUCCCUACCCCCCAUCUUGAUGAUAAACACGUUGUUUUUGGAGAGGUCAUCAAUGGCCGAAGUAUUGUCCGCAAGAUUGAGUCGCAGCGCACAAACCCGAAUGAUAAGCCGCUUGUUGACGUCACAGUUACCGACUGCGGAGAACUCUUGGGAGACGAGUACGAGAAAGCGAAGCAGCGUCAUGUCGACAACACAGGCGAUACAUAUGAGGAUUACCCUGAAGAUCUCACUGAAGAGCUGUCCCUGGCUCAAUCUUACGGAAUUGCCGUCAGUCUUAAAGAAUUCGGAAACAAAGCUUUCAAGGCGGGCGACACUGAACUGGGGCUAGAGAAAUACCAAAAAGGCAUUCGCUACCUGAAUGAGGCUUCAGAACCAUCCGACUCUGACUCAAAGGAUCUACCGGGCCAGAUCUCAGCCUUGCGAUUUGUUCUGAAUUCAAACUCUUCACUACUUGCCAACAAACUUAAGCGCUAUUCCGACGCUAAAUCAUGGGCAGGAUACGCGAUCAGCAGUGCGGAUGAUUCUAACGCAAAAGAUGCUGACAGAGCUAAAGUGUACUUUCGACGUGCUGUUGCCCUCUGUGGCUUGAAAGAAGAAGAGGCCGCCUUGAAGGACCUUGAAGAGGCACUGAAGUUUGCUCCUACAGAUGCCGGUAUUAUUGCUGAAAUGGCUCUGGUCAAGAAACAGAUUGCUGCCCAGGAUCGCCAACAGCGAGCUGCAGCCAAGAAAUUCUUUUCCUAA
Messenger RNA from Ophidiomyces ophidiicola, 1122 nucleotides. It is a transcript of the gene cpr6, whose product is annotated as Peptidyl-prolyl cis-trans isomerase D. Gene Ontology annotation, molecular function: peptidyl-prolyl cis-trans isomerase activity; protein binding. Gene Ontology annotation, biological process: protein folding; protein peptidyl-prolyl isomerization. The coding region runs from base 1 to 1122 and encodes 373 amino acids. The record is from RefSeq and is a predicted model, not a curated record. NCBI's taxonomy places the organism in Eukaryota, Fungi, Ascomycota, Eurotiomycetes, Onygenales, Onygenaceae. Gene Ontology annotation, cellular component: intracellular membrane-bounded organelle. The transcript is spliced from 5 exons.